Molecule: messenger RNA, 1560 nt
Organism: Strongylocentrotus purpuratus (purple sea urchin)
Lineage: Eukaryota; Metazoa; Echinodermata; Echinoidea; Camarodonta; Strongylocentrotidae
Exons: 10
Coding region: 97-1560 (487 amino acids)
Source: RefSeq, a predicted model, not a curated record
AGCGAUAAGUAACGGAGCUCGAAGCUGAGGCUAAUAGUUUAGGAGUCUUAUCUGGACGAGGUUUGUAUGUUAUUGUGAUUGAGGAACUCAUUGACCAUGGACAGACUGAACCGUCUGGUGCGGGGGAUCUCUAUCAUCAUGCUAUGGGCAAUAAUCAUCAUGGUGGCAGGACUAACGUCUGGAACCAAGGCUGCGAUUGCCGGAAGUCAAACAGAACGCGUGGUAGAACUGGGACGUGGCAAGUCGUUGAUCGUCAAGACACCUCAAUACAUAUUCGCAUAUAGGUCGGCAUAUUUUGGUGACGUUGAAGGUUUCUAUACCUGGAUCGUCAAAACGCCGCAGAACUGUACUGUCCGGAUUGAGUUUAUUGCCCUCAAUGCGAAGGUGCCCGGAGAGAUUCUAGAGAUCGGAUCAGGAAACGAUACAUCUACAAAUCAUAUUUGGAGCUUGACUGGAACUCAGGCGAAUAUCCCGAGGUGGUUUGAAAUAGAUUCAAACGUUGUGUGGAUGUGGUUCAGAUCAAAUGACCACAAGAAUCCUACAUCGCAUGGAUUCAGUGCUAUUAUAAGGCCUACGUGUGAUCAAGAUAUAAACACACCGUCAUACAUCGACACGAGAGGUUCUGGUGUAUCACUAUUAAGCGGGGUUUCUUACACCAUAGCUUCACCUAAUUCCCCUCAGAACCAUCCUCCUUCCUUGAGUAGGAUCUGGCUUAUUAAACUCCCUCAACCUGCUUGUCAACUUACCAUCGAUUUCGACAAAUUUACAACAAGAUCGGUAGAUGCCAUGCUUGAGAUCAGUUCAUCUGCUUCAUUAGACACUGUUCGUGCUGUCUUAUAUGGUGACGUCAUACCGGAACCAAUAACCUUCACCUCAGACUAUGUUCUCAUUCGGUUCAGCAGCCGAACGUACUACAUCCCUGAUAUCACCACAGGAUUCAAAGCUCAUCUAUACGCUGACUGUGAAUCAGGUGUUUCAUCUGCUACGACCACCGGGCAGCCAAGCGAGGGAACCGCUGCCACUCAGCCAACUACCGUCAAUGCUACAACACCAGUCUCAUCACGUAACUCCAUGGUCCCAUCUACACCAUCUGCAGUAGUUCCCAUACAGCAGAAUGUAACGAAUGGUACAACGGGUGAGCUUCUUCGCCGCUCCUACUCCAUCACAGACCGGGGAAUGGUGCAGAUGUUCCGUGGGUGGGUCGAUGUACAGGGCCAGGGCACCCCCAACGAUUUCUGCAGGGUCGUGCGCACCGAUGGAAAGUCAUUCCUUUCAUGUCUUCUCGCUGGAUCUGAAGAAGAUGAUUUACUAGCCUAUACUUCCCCCAACCCCUCCGUAGAAUGGUUUGAUCCAGGUUAUUCCAAUACAUGGUACAUGAAGGAUGAGGAUAAUGAUGGGCGAGACGACUAUUGCAGAUGUACUGGUGGUGUGCCAUCUACGUUGGUUGUCUGUAUGAAAGCUGGAGCAAAUGGAUUUGAGGGACCUGGCAGCGAUUUCUCACCUCCUAACUCCCCUGAGGAAUGUCUCUUCCACCAAGCCGAUCCCUUCUUUGGCUUCUAA